Molecule: messenger RNA, 528 nt
Organism: Blepharisma stoltei
Lineage: Eukaryota; Ciliophora; Heterotrichea; Heterotrichida; Blepharismidae
Source: the annotation of a GenBank genome assembly
AUGUCUCUGAAAUCUAUUAAAUGUAGAUAUCAAUAUCAUAAUUAUUUCAACAGCAUGAACAACAAUCGAUUUAAUAGCUGUGAGCAAUGGAAAUCAAAAGGCAGAAGGCUUUACAAGCAAAAUAAUCUUAAAGAAGCCUUAAAAUGUUAUAGCGAAGCAAUCAAACUCAAGCCUAAGGACGUUGUCUCGUAUAUUAAAAAAGGCAAUAUUCUUAGAAAAUUGGACAGAGAUCUUGAAGCAAUAGUUUGCUAUCACGAAGCUAUUGAACUCAAGCCUGAUGAAUUUAAAGCUCACUAUAAAAUGGGCAUUACUCUUGAAGAUUUAGACUUGACAGAGGAAGCAAUUGCAUGUUAUGACGAAGCAAUAAAAGUCAACCCUACCCAUUUUGAAGUUUACCUUAAAAAAGGCUCAGCUCAUGAUGAUAUAGGAAAAUAUAACGAAGCUAUAGAAUGCUAUGAUGAAGCUAUAAAAAUUACCCCAAUUGGCCUGGAGUUUACAAUAUGAAAGGGAUGCUUUUGGGAAAAAUAG